CGCCACCCCCAACAAAGAUAGAGAAACACUUCAACAUUCUCUCACUAAAAACUCUAGAGAGAGAGAGAGGGAGGGGUUUUGCGCCACCACAAGCGCUUCCGCAAUGCCAAUCUCCACCACCCUCACUGUAAACCCAUCGCCACCGCGCGCUCUCUCUAUCCACCACCACCACCACCACCCGAACGCCUUUCUGUUACCGCCGUCUCUCUCCCACACCCCCUAUAAAACCACCCUUUCGUCACUCUCCUUAACUCACAACCCUCACCGCCCCUUAUUCAUCGCCUUCUCCAUCAAUGCUGCUUCCACUAACAGCGAAAUUGACACCAAAUUGUCCGGCGACGGCGGAGACGGAGUUGGCGGCGGCAAAAUCGGCGGCAGUGGUGGCGGAGGUGGAGGCGGUGACGGCGGAAAUGAGGGGAACGACGAUAAGAACAAGAGGAGGAACAAAGAAGAAGCUUUAAUAGCGUUGGCGGAGGCCGGGAGGAGUCUGGAGAGUCUGCCGAACGAUAUGAAAGCUGCCAUUGUAGACGGCAGAAUACCUGGAUCGAUCGUUUCGAGAUAUCUCGAGCUCGAAAAAUCGGGGUUUAUUUCAUGGCUUAUGAAGUUCGGAGGGUUUAAGGAGAGGUUGUUGGCUGAUGAUCUUUUCUUGGCUAAACUUGCCAUGGAAUGCGGCGUUGGAAUUUUCACUAAGACUGCUGCAGAAUAUGAGCGUCGAAGGGAGAACUUUUUCAAUGAGCUGGAAAUUGUUUUUGCUGAUGUGGUGAUGGCGGUAAUAGCAGAUUUUAUGCUCGUCUACCUUCCGGCGCCUACAGUUUCUCUCCGGGCCCCACUUGGGCUCGAUGCUGGACGUCUUGCUAAGUUCUUUUACAAUUGUCCGGAUAACGCAUUUCAGGUUGCUUUGUCUGGAACCUCGUUUUCGAUGUUGCAGAGGAUAGGUGCAAUAGUGCGUAAUGGAGCGAAGUUGUUUGCUGUCGGCACCACUUCAUCACUGGUUGGUACUUUAGUAACAAAUGCGGUGAUAAAUGCUCGUAAAGCUGUUGACAUUUCUGCUUCGGGUGAGGUUGAGAAUGUACCCGUACUAUCAACUAGUGUUGCCUAUGGUGUCUACAUGGCAAUAUCCAGCAAUCUUCGAUAUCAGGUGUUGGCUGGUGUAAUCGAACAACGGAUAUUAGAGCCUAUGCUACACGAGCACAAGUUAUUUUUGAGUGCUAUAUGCUUUGCAGUGAGAACAGGCAACACGUAUUUGGGUUCAUUAUUGUGGGUUGACUAUGCUCGUUUUAUCGGAAUCCAAAAGGGUCAAGAUGUAGAAUAAAUAAUACGUAUUUAAUCAUCGCUCGUAAGUGAAUAUGAGCAAAUCAUUAGCUGACAUGUCGUGAGAGUAGUUUACUGGAGAUUGUAUGCAAGUGAUUAGGUUUCCUGGUUAUUUAUAAGGUAUAAUUGGCAUUUUUGGGAUUGAUAAUGUACAAACCAUUAUACAUUCAUCAAUAUGUUUAAAUCUUAUUUAGUGGGGUGGA
This is a messenger RNA of Erythranthe guttata (spotted monkey flower), 1514 nucleotides long. RefSeq names its product protein RETICULATA-RELATED 4, chloroplastic. NCBI's taxonomy places the organism in Eukaryota, Viridiplantae, Streptophyta, Magnoliopsida, Lamiales, Phrymaceae. The record is from RefSeq and is a predicted model, not a curated record.